AUGCCUAUUCUGUAUCUUGGGAAAUAUGAAACACUGGUUGGUGAACGUGGUAUACAAUUGAGUGGUGGUGAAAAACAACGUAUUGCAUUGGCUCGUGCUCUUGUCAAGCAGCCAGUUAUCCUUUUACUGGAUGAAGCAACAAGUGCGCUUGAUAGUGUUAGCGAAAAAGUUGUUCAAGAAGCACUCGAUCGAGCAUGCAGAGGUCGUACAACUAUCGUUAUUGCUCAUCGUUUGACUACAAUUCAUAAGGCUCAUCAAAUAUAUGUGUUAGAUAAUGGAGCUGUGAUUGAGCAUGGUACACAUAAAAGACUAAUGGCAAAAGAAGGAGGAAAGUAUCAAGCAAUGAUCAAAUGUCAACAAACGGGAAAAAAUGAUGAUGACAAAGAUGAUAUGAUAAACAUACAAAAAGCAAUAGAAGAAGAUGAAAAGUCGAUAGUUGAACACUCUCGUUUACUUGGCGAUAGUGAAAUUGCUAAAAUGAAUGAACAAAAUUCGAAACCAUUGACAAGAAGAUUUGUUCUUUUAAGACUCUUGUCAAUGAAUAGUCCUGAGUGGAUGACUAUAUUGAUUGGAUGUAUAGCAUCUGGACUUUUUGGCGGAGCUCAAACAUUAUUUGCAUUUCUACUUGCAAAAAUCGUCAAUGCAUUCAAAUACUGUUCAACAUCAGAACAACGUCAUCAAGUAUUGAUUAGUAGUCUUCUGUUUUUACUUUUGGGUGUUGCCGUAUUGAUUCUUCGCUUGUUUCAGCUUCUUGAUGGUGUUGAUAUUCGACAACUAAACCUUCAUUGGGUUCGUUCUCAGAUUGGCCUUGUGAGUCAAGAACCAAUUUUGUUCGAUUUAACAAUAGCUGAAAAUAUAACCUAUGGCUUAGAAAAUGUUUCAAUGGAAGACAUUGUUAAUGCAGCUCGUAGAGCUAACAUUCAUCAGUUUAUUGAGCAAUUACCUCAAGGCUACAAAACAAGAGUAGGGUUGAAAGGUAGUUUCUUGUCUGGUGGUGAGAAGCAACGUAUUGCUAUUGCUCGAGUUCUUGUUCGUCGACCUAAAAUAUUGCUCUUAGAUGAAGCUACCAGUGCUUUGGAUUCACACAAUGAGCAAAUUGUCCAAGAUACUCUUGAAAAAGCUCAAACGGAAGAUCCUAAUCGAACAUUACUCAUUGUUGCUCAUCGUCUGUCAACAAUUCAUUCAUGUGAUUUGAUUUGUGUACUGAAUAAUCGACAUAUAGUGGAAAGUGGUACUCAUUCACAAUUAAUACAAAGACGUGGAACUUAUUAUAAAAUGCUUACUCAAAACAAAUUAGAAUGA
Molecule: messenger RNA, 1302 nt
Organism: Rotaria sordida
Lineage: Eukaryota; Metazoa; Rotifera; Eurotatoria; Philodinida; Philodinidae
Source: the annotation of a GenBank genome assembly